Dendroctonus ponderosae (mountain pine beetle) is the source of this 2358-nucleotide messenger RNA. RefSeq names its product N-acetylgalactosaminyltransferase 6 (gene Pgant6). The transcript has a single exon. Lineage: Eukaryota; Metazoa; Arthropoda; Insecta; Coleoptera; Curculionidae. Gene Ontology annotation, cellular component: Golgi apparatus. The record is from RefSeq and is a predicted model, not a curated record. The coding region runs from base 210 to 1985 and encodes 591 amino acids.
UAGCCAGCUGUUAUCACAUAGUAGUUUUUCAAAUUUGUUGUGUUCAUUUACAUUAAUCACUUUUCCACAUAUCUUUGAGUGGAAGUAGCGAAUUCAAGGUAACUAGCCGUAAUUAAAUCAGCUAGAAAAUGCCUAGAUAACAGUACCAGCCAAUGAUUAGAUUCGAAGUGCUUGUUGGCGUGUAGAUAGUCCGGCGAAUUAGCGUGAAAAUGAGGCGAAAUUUCAAAAGUCUGCUGAAAUUUUGCGUUAUCUCGGCAGUAACGAUGGCGGUCACAGUGCUGGUGUACCGGACUAUGGACGGUGGCGGUAAAAUACCUAAACUGGUGGCCGAACGUAAGCGAAGCGCCCCUUUCGAGCCCCAUUCCAACAACGAAAAAAUCGACUGGCAUGACUAUCAGCUGAUAGAGGCGGAUGCCAAACGAAAGGGACGUGGAGAACAGGGCGUUCCUGCCUACUUGGAAGGAGUGGAAACUGCGAACUAUGAAACCCUCUUUCGUGUGAACGGCUUCAACGCAGCGCUGAGCGACAAAAUCGCUCUGGACCGGUCAGUGCCCGAUCUCAGGCACCAGAAAUGCAAGGCGAAGAAGUACUUGAAAAACCUACCCUCAGUGAGUGUGAUAAUUCCGUUCCACAACGAGCACUGGACGACUCUGCUGAGAACAGCCACCAGUGUGAUAAAUCGCUCGCCGCCCGAGCUGCUCAAAGAGGUGAUUUUGGUGGACGACUUCAGCUCAAAAGACUUCAGCAAGAAGCCGCUGGACGACUAUCUGGCGGCCAAUCUAAGCAAAGUGUUUUCCAUCCACCUGCCCGAACGGAGCGGCUUGAUCAGGGCCAGACUGGCGGGGGCGAAAAUCGCCACUGGAGAAGUCCUAAUUUUUCUGGAUUCCCACACUGAGUGCAACGUAAACUGGCUGCCCCCGCUACUAGAACCGAUCGCACAAGAUUACAAAAUCUGCGUCUGCCCUUUCAUCGACGUGGUCCAAUACGAAACGUUCGAGUAUCGCGCUCAAGAUGAAGGCGCGAGAGGGGCAUUCGACUGGGAGUUUUUCUACAAACGUCUACCGCUUCUGCCCGAAGACCUCAAACACCCAGCCGAACCUUUCAAGAGCCCGGUAAUGGCCGGCGGUCUCUUUGCCAUCAGUAGCAAAUUCUUCUGGGAACUGGAAGGCUAUGAUGAAGGCCUGGAGAUCUGGGGCGGCGAACAGUACGAGCUGAGCUUCAAAAUCUGGCAGUGUGGAGGCGAAAUGUACGACGCCCCCUGCUCAAGAGUGGGCCACAUCUAUCGCAAAUACGCCCCGUUUCCCAAUCCGGGAAAAGGCGACUUUGUCGGCCGAAAUUACCGCAGAGUGGCCGAAGUGUGGAUGGACGAGUACGCGGAUUAUCUGUACCUGAGAAGACCUCAUUACCGAAUGAUCGACCCAGGCGACCUGACCAAGCAAAAGGCAUUGAGGGAGCGGCUCAAGUGCAAGCCAUUCAAGUGGUUCAUGGAGAAUAUUGCCUUCGACCUGCCCUUGAAGUACCCGCCGAUUGAACCAGCGGACUUCGGGCAGGGCGAGAUCCGCAACAUUGCCGCCCCAGAGCUUUGCGUGGACUCGGGCUUCAAAUCCCGGGACCAACAGAUCAGCAUUGCCAAGUGCGUGAAGGGAACCGCGGCUAAGGGCGAGCAGAAUUUCACGCUGACGUGGCACAAGGACAUCAGAGUCAAGGGCAAGACUUUGUGCUUUGAUGUGUCGGACCCGAAUGAUAAGGCCGAUGUGACUCUCUAUCCCUGCCACGGCCAGCAGGGCAACCAAUACUGGCGCUACGAUGUGGAAAGUCAGCACUUUUUGCAUGGCGGCAAUCCCAGAUGUCUGGAUUGCGAUCCUGGAUCGCUCCGGUUGUUUGUCAGUAGUUGCGAUGAUGGUUCCAAGACGCAAAAGUGGCGCUUUGAGAACGUCAAUUUGACCAUGCUGGCCGAAUGGGACGAUAUCGGCGCCCUUAAAUGAUUGCCUGCCAAUUGCUGAACUGUUGCUUGAUUCUGUAUCGACGUGGUGUUCUUGCUCAGCUACAUUUGUCUGCCCCCUUGCCGGACAAACCAGGUGCUUUAGUUUAGAAAUACCUGCCUAGAUUAAGGAUGCGUUUUCCAUUUUACAGGGUGAUUGGCUUUCAGUCAUUCCACAUAAUCAAUCACUUGCCCUAUAGAUAUUAAGAAAUUACUGAUUGGCUGUGAUGUAAACAUGCAGGGCGGCCAAUCGAUGCCAAUAGUUUGAUCGUCCUGUAUCGGGUUUAUGAAAUAUUGUGGCAUUCCUAUGUUUGAUGAUAAAAUUACUUUUGUAAUACUACCGACAAAGGAAGCGACUACUAAAUUUUAUUAUUUUU